AUGCAUCAGCGGCAUCAACGUAACGUGAACUCGCACCACACCGUCAAAGGCGGCAUGGCGGCCCCGUCGCGGUGGCUCGCGUUCGCGCUUCUGCUGCUGCUGUGCGCAGCGCUCGCUCCUCUCGCCGCCCACGCGCAAUGGACGUACCUUCCUCGCAUAUCUCGCGGCGCUUGGCUGCCGCGCUCAUUCCGUUCCGUUUCCCGCCGCGUCGUCCCCACUUACGCCGACGCAGACGCGCAACCGCUGUUCCCGCACGCGCAGUCCAAGCUGACGUCAUCGCUCUCCCUCGCCCCCUGGAUGUUCCCCUUCGCCCGCCCGCGCUCCUUUCUCCACACCGCCUCCCGCGCGCAGUCCCCGCCAGCGACCGACACGCGGACUGCGCCCACAUUUUCCACGCUCACGCUAGAGCGUGACCAGCCGCCCAAACCACCCAAGUCGCCCAAAUCACCGAAACCGCCGAAAUCGCCAAAGCCGCCCAAGUCGCCGCCGCCCCCUUCCCCUCCGCCGAAGUCCCCCAAGCCGCCCAAGUCCCCCAAGCCCCCGUCUCCUCCCAAGCCAGGAAAGUCCCCCAAGCCUCCCCCGCCCCCGCCGGCCGUCCCCCUUCCGCCCCCGCCUGAGUGGCCGUCCACGUACGCGGGCGUCACGCCGCUCGCGGCGGAUCCGCCGGAAACGCCGCUCUUCGAUGUGAAGGAGGGGUUCGGGGCGGUGGGUGACAACGCUACCGACUCGUGGGCCGCGUUCGACGGCGCGUUCCGCGCUGCGUGUGAGAGCGCGAGGGGGAGCGGCGGGCGCGCGAUAGUGCGCGUGGGGGAGGGCGCGUUCUUCCUGGCGAAGUCCAUCACCGUCAACGGGUCGUGCGGCGCUGGCCUCACGCUGCAGGUGGACGGCACCAUCUACGGGCCGCUCUCCAAGGACGGCUACCCCACGCCCUCACUUUACCUGAACGGCACCAUCAUCGGCGUGGCCAGCAACGGGCUGUUCCAGUUCCAGGGCGUGAAGGGGCUCGUGCUGCGCGGGGAGGGGGCGAUCGACGGCAAUGGGAGGAAGUUCUGGGGGUCCAAGGCGCCCACGCGGCCACACAUCAUUGCGCUCAUCGACUGCCAGUACACCACCAUCGACGGGCUGCUGCUGCGCAACCCGCCAAUGUACCACGUGUUUGGGUACGGCACAGAAGGGCUGUGGAUCCGCGGGGUGACCACCAACAGCCCUGAGACGUCCCCCAACACGGACUCGCUCAAGCUGCUGGGCGUGCGCCACGCCGUCAUCGAGAACUGCACCUUCCACGGGGGGGAUGACGACGUGUCACUCGUUGCCAGGGGCGCUCAGAGCGUGGUGAACGUGACGGUCAGGAACCUCAUUGCCACGGCCGGGCACGGCAUCAGCAUUGGAAGCCUGGGAGCGGGGGGGGCAGUGGCGUGUGUGUCGGAUGUGACAUUCAAGGACCUCAUUAUAUCCAACCUCGAUAACGGGCUGCGCAUCAAGACAUGGCAGGGCGGCCUGGGGAUGGUGCGCAACGUGCGAUAUGAGAAUGUGUACAUGACUGACACUGACAACGCCAUCACACUCAACCAGGACUUCUUCUGUGGCAUAGCGCCUGACAACGUGGCACUGGUCAACAUCACUUACUCCAAUGUCUAUGGCACCACCUCACGGUAUGGAAUGAACAUCCGAUGCAGUGCGACGGUCCCCUGUGGUGGCAUCAAUCUCAGCAACGUUAACCUCGUCUCCUCCAAGGCAGGAAGCUCCCUUCGUCCCGUGCUGCUGAAUGUGGUCAACAGCCAGGCCACAGGAGUGGUGGCGCCUUUACCGCAAGGCAUGGGGUCGUAUGCUGGUUGGGGCUCCACCCCUCCAACUGCAGCACAAGCUGCGAGUCGGCUGUACGCGACGGACAAGGGGCUGAAGGGGCCGAGCAAGGAGAGGGGCAAGGAGACCAACGACCUGCUGCUCUCGCUGCUCGCGCGGUUAGAGAAGGACAAGGUGGAGCUACAGCUAUCGCCCGAGGACAGUCUGCACGUGGAGGGCUUUGCAGAGCGCGUCUUUGCCAAGGCGGACAAGCAGGACAGGGCGGGCCAGGCCGACAUCUCGACAGCCAAGACGUUCUAUGCGGCGGGGCUGUUCUUCGACGUCCUGCGCCAGUUCGGCGAGCUGCCUCCGGACGUGGAGCAGAAGCAGCGGUACGCGGCAUGGAAGGCAGCUGACAUCCGCAAGGCACUGGCAGAGGGCCGCCAGCCCACGCCUGGCCCGCCCGCUGCCGAUGCUGCUGGUGCUGCCGCCCUGCUCUCCGCACCUGCUGCCGCUGCUGCUGCUCCCUCCACAGCCCCGGACAGCACUGGUGGGGCUGGUCAUGCGACACAGGGAAGCCUGCAGCAGCAGCACGACAUCCUGGGUCUGCCAGUGCCGCCCUCAGUGCAGCCUCUCCGCGCCGACCGCAGUGGAGCAGCGCCAGGGGGGAGUGGAGCAGCAGCAGGGGGAGGGGGUGCUGGUGGGGGAUGGGCACAGGGAGGCGCGCAGCAGGGGCUAGGGGUGGGGCGACCCCAUGGGGGUGGCGCUGCAGCAACAACAUCAUCCCUCGGCCCUGCAUGCGCAGGCGCACCAGGAGCAGCAGCUGCUGCCCCGUCCUCCUUCUCAGCCCCCCUGCCUACUGCAUCGCAGCCCGCUGCCAAAGCCACCACAGGAGCUGCUGCAAGCACAGCCACAGGCACAAGUGCAGGCUCGGGCACAGGCAUGGGAAUGGGGGGGCAGGCCCCACCAGCGGGUAAGGUGGGGGACGCCCACCGCGCUGCGCGCUUUGCUGUGAGUGCACUGGCAUUUGAUGAUGUCCCCGCUGCUUUAGACUACCUCAAACAGGCCCUGCGGUUGCUGGACGGGAUGUAA
Molecule: messenger RNA, 2874 nt
Organism: Closterium sp. NIES-65
Lineage: Eukaryota; Viridiplantae; Streptophyta; Zygnematophyceae; Desmidiales; Closteriaceae
Source: the annotation of a GenBank genome assembly